This is a messenger RNA of Mya arenaria, 3095 nucleotides long. Its product is annotated as ER membrane protein complex subunit 6-like. Lineage: Eukaryota; Metazoa; Mollusca; Bivalvia; Myida; Myidae. Gene Ontology annotation, cellular component: EMC complex; endoplasmic reticulum; membrane. The record is from RefSeq and is a predicted model, not a curated record. Gene Ontology annotation, biological process: protein folding in endoplasmic reticulum; autophagosome assembly. Bases 64 to 414 code for a protein of 116 amino acids. The transcript is spliced from 4 exons.
CUGCUAUUGCCACACCGCUAUGCUGUAUCAGUUGUUAACUGUUGACCGCUCCGUACACCGAGAAUGUCGACCACGAUUGCUGUCAAGACGAAACACAAGGGAAGAAAAGACAAUGUGGCAUAUAACCCAAUGGCAAUUGGCCAGAACAAUGGCAUCUUAGACUACUGCCGUACAUCAAUGUGUGCAUUGUCCGGGGCGGCUGCUGGCGUGCUGGGACUGACUGCGCACUAUGGGUUCCUCUUCUACUUCAUCAUGGCUUUCAUGCUAUCAUUUUUCCUCCUCAUGAAGGCUGGGAACAGCUGGAACAAAUACUUCAUGUCCAGAAAUGAUCUCAUCACCAAAGGCGUAUUUGGAGGACUUUUUACAUAUGUACUGUGUUGGACAUUCUUGUAUGGAAUGGUUCAUGUGUACUAAGUCAUCAUUUCUUAUAGAACAUCAUAAAUAUCUGGAAAAACGCAGUGAGAUGAAUGUGCAAUGGACUUUGGUCCGUAUGAAAACUAUUCAAGUUUUCUUUGAAGAUUCAGAAAAUGGUGCCUACGGAAAUGAACAGGGUUUGACAUUCCAACAGAGUUCUAGUUAGACAGUUGUGGUUGAGAUGUUAUGUUCUUGUUCACCACCUUUUUCAAUAUGAAGUACAGCAUUUCUUUUCAGUUUUUACUUAAAAAAGUAUGAUUUUUCAGUAUACUUGUAAUAUAUAAUGGAUUUAUAGUCCUUGCUUAAAAUGUUCCUCGUUAAAAAUAAUUUAUUAAAAAUAUUUUAAGUUAUAUGUUUGGAGAUAAUUUCACGUGCUCAUUAUUCAUUAUUUCUUUUCCCUUUUAAGAUAACAAAUUGAAGUUGGAACACUUGUACAUGUUCCAGGAUUCUAGCUGUAUUCCAUAGAUAAUUAUAAUUAACUUGUUCUACCAGAAAAUUUCACGAGCUCUUUUAUCAUUGUUUCUUUAAACUUUCAAGAUAACGACUUAAAAUACAUAUUAAAUACAUAUUCCAGAAUUCUAGCUGUAUUUCAUUGAUAAUUAUCAUUUACUUGUUCUGCCGGAAAAAAAGGUUUAACGGCUUUUGUUACACAUGGUCCUUUGAUGAUAUUUGCAUGCAUGUUUUCAUACAGCUUUAUUACUCUUGUUCAUAGUUUUAUCAUACAACUUAUAAGGUCAUAAUAGGUAGCUUAAAUUAAAUGUAGGAGACAUUCAUUUAAAAAAAUGACAGCCAUCAUUGAAAGCUUUACAAGUUUUCUGCCUUUAAACGGACAGUGUUUCCCCUUUAAUCAUACUUGUGUAAGGAUUGUUGUAUUCUCGCUCUUGUUGUUUUGGUUAAAAUUGUUACUAUAAUAUAAAUGUUUGAAAUAUUUUUGGCAUACUGGAAAUGUAACCAAUCCACCUCAAUAGAAGAUGAGUAAUAUCAUACUUCUGCUACUAAUAAAUUAUAAGUUACACUAUAGUGUUAUGUAUUUGAUUAUCAGUGAAGAAAUUGAGAUUUUUGAUUAAAGUAAUGGUGUAAAUUUAUUAAAAAUCAGUUAUCUUGGCAUACAGUAAUAAACACUUGACAAAACUUCCAACUUGAUUGCUUACAUAUUUGGUAUAAAGUGGGUCAAUUGUUCACAACUUUGUGAAAGUUAACAACAUUGUUAAUGUCAUCAUUGUUAACUUUCAAAUGUUUACUACCAGGGAAGUUAAUGGACAUACUUGUAAUUAGCGGUAUUAAGAUUUGAGACAACUGUUUCAGGUUUACUAAGUUAAUUUAAAUAUAUGAGCAUAUUAUGAAAUAUUUCAGGUUUAAAUGUUUACAACAAGGCUGUUAAUUAUAAUUUUGAACAAAGGGCCCAGUGUCAGUGUCUAAUUCUUUCAACAAUUGGAACAAGUUUUAAAUUGAAAACAUUGACAUAUUUAGCUAAAGAUGUCACCAAAUUCUGGCAAAUUGUGAAAAACUUAAUUUGUAAAAUAGCUUAAAUCUAUAGAAUAUUAUGUUAAAAAUUUGUGGAAAUUGAAUUGAGAAAGAAAUUAUGACAUUUAACUGUCUAAUUUCAAGUCUUUAUAUUUCAGAAUGUUAGAUGUUUCAGUCUUGUAGCAGAUAUUAAUCACCAUUAUAGUGCGAAAACUUUAUUUUACCGUAACUCAAUAAAUGGUUAAAUAUAUAUUCACUUGAAAAUUUCCAGUGAAAAUAAUUCUAACAUGGUUCAUAACUCUGGCCUUAAAAAUGUUUAUUUAUGCCCCUUGGCAAACAUUAGAAACAGACGAAUGUUGUAACCCACUAAUGGUGGUUUGGUGUAAUCAAACAUGUUUGUUUUCAGUCUCAAGCCUUUACAUUCUAGCCUCAAGGAAUCCCAUGGAUAUCAGGGCUAUUACAGUAAAACAUAUAACCCCCGGGGGAAGGCAAUUAUUCUCAUAGUAUAUGGUUGGGUGUCUUUUUCCAUAAUUUGGACCCCAAAAUGGUAAAUUUGCUUCUGUAGGGGGCUGGCAUAAUUUAAAAGUGCCUUCCCCCUGGGGGGUUAUAUGUUUAAAUUGUUUACCCCUCAGACACAAUGGCAUAAUUCUUAAGAUUAAUGUUGUAUUCCCAACGUUGACAAGGAUGACAAGUUACUUGUGGAAUUUCCUAGUCCUAAUUCAAUAAUAAUAGUGGUAAAUGUUCCGAAUAUAGAUGUACUUGUUCCCAAAGCAGGAGGGGCUGGAGUCAGGCUGACCAUGAGCUUUGCCAUUAAGUCUUAUUGGAUCAUUUUGUAUUAUACCUACCCAGUUGAAUUUAAUGGCUGUUUUUUUCAUUAAAUGCAUGUGCCCCAUUUUCACUGCAAAAAUACCCUUGAGGUAGAAAAUGCACCUAUCCAUGCUAAAAUCAUCACCCAUCAUUGUGGGUUUAAAGAACACCAAGUUAUAUUUGUGUCAGUAUCAGUGAGUACUUGAAAACAUUCUAGGUACGAGUUUUGUUGAUUUCCAUUAAAAAAGGUACUCUAAUUUUGUAUUAAUUUUGAAGUUUUUUCAACCAUAUUUUAUUUAUUAUGAUUGUUGUUCUACUAAACUGUUAACUUAAUAAAAAUUAGAUUAUAAAUGUUUAGUUGUGUAUUUUCAUGUCAUUAUUCCGAGUAUAUAAAUAAAAUGUUUAAAGAC